Messenger RNA from Cryptococcus wingfieldii CBS 7118, 1290 nucleotides. RefSeq lists its product as hypothetical. Bases 1 to 1290 code for a protein of 429 amino acids. The record is from RefSeq and is a predicted model, not a curated record. The transcript has 7 exons. NCBI's taxonomy places the organism in Eukaryota, Fungi, Basidiomycota, Tremellomycetes, Tremellales, Cryptococcaceae.
AUGCCCACUCGCUCGACCAUCCUCUUUGUCGGCGCACUCACCGCAGUCUCCCUCUUCCUCCUCACCGCCCAUCUCCACCCCGGAACAGAGUUCACCCUCCCCCUCUUCCCCCAGCCCGACGCUCAAGACGGCUACUUUCAAGCCGCCUGGCCAGCGCUCACAGAGGCCGAAAAUCGACACUUGACCCAGCAGCAAUGUCGGGAUACCUACCCCGACUUGUACCUCGAGGCGGAUAGGGCGCACGACUGGUACAAGGCGAAGGGGGGGAUCACGAGGUCGAUGGUGGAUCAGGCCGAGAAGGAGGCGAACGCGAGGCUUGUAAUUCAUCAGAAUCAACUCUUUGUCAAAGUAUACAAGGGCGGCAUCAACACGAGGACGCAGGCCGUUAUCGCCGGUGUGUAUGCUGGCAUUUUGACUUCUCCCGAGCCUCUACCGGACGUCGAGUUUGUGGUGCAGACUAGCGACGCGGGGGCUGGCAAAUCCCCUAUCUUUGCGCUCUGUCGGACAGCGAGCCAGAAAGCGCUUUGGCUUAUGCCGGAUUUCGGCUUCUUCUCAUGGCCCGAGCCCGGAGUCGGCUCCUACUCUGAAGUACGCGCCAAAACGCUCGCUUAUGAACAAUCGUUAGGGCUGGAGGUGGAUAGUGGGAUGGAGGUGAUCAAGGGGGAUUGGGAGAAUAAGACGGACAAGUUGUUUUGGAGGGGGAGUCCGAUGGUUGAAGUUCGGCAUGACCUCCUCCGCGCCGCCCAAAACCAACCCUGGUCCGACGUCAAAGAACUCAACUGGGGCGCUAUCAACGGGGACGAGAAGGAGAGGCUGAAGAAUAAUGGGGAUAUCAAGAGCCCGGCUGAGCAUUGUCAGUAUCGGUUUUUGGCGCAUGUGGAGGGGUGGGCUUAUAGUGGGAGGUUGAAGUACCUCCAACAAUGCCGCUCCGUCAUCGUCGGGCACAAACUCCAAUACAUCCAGCACUACCACCACCUCCUCAACGCCCAAGACAACCACCCCGAGCAAAAUUAUAUAGAGGUUCCUUUACCGUUUGAGAAGAAUUUGGGGGGGGUGAUGGAGGGGUUGAUGGGGGAGGGGGUGAGGGAGAAGGUGGAGAGGAUUGCGGAGAAUGGGUGGAAGGGGAUGAGGCAGGGGUAUAUCAGUCCGGCUGCAAAUGACUGCUACUUCCGCUACCUCCUACACAGGUAUGCAGAGGUGCAGGCGUUCAGACCGAGUAUUGAGGGGGCGGCGCCGUAUGAGAGUUUUGUGUUGAUGGGCAAGACGCAUUGGGAUCCGCAUAGACGAUAG